AUGGGUAAGAGAGAGAUAAGUGUGUGUCAACAAACUUGUGCCUUAUUAUGCAAGAACUUUCUUAAAAAAUGGAGAAUGAGAAGAGAAUCCUUAAUGGAAUGGUUGAACUCAUUGGUCCUACUACUUUUUUUGUACCUAUAUCCUCAUAAUCAUCAAGUUAAUGAUUUUUCUUCAUUGCCUACCAUGGACCUGGGACGGGUAGAUUCGUUUAAUGAAUCUGUAUUUUCUAUUGCAUAUACACCUGUCACCAAUACAACCCAACAGAUAAUGAAUAAAGUCUCUUCCAUCUCCUUUAUGACAGAUAGACACAUCUUUGGACUGUCAGAUGAAGAAAGUAUUAAAGAAUUAACAGCAAAUUAUCCUGGAGAAAUAGUGAGAGUCAUCUUUACUGAUACAUACUCAUAUCAUUUGAAGUUCUCGCUGGGACGUAGAAUCCCAACAAAAAAGGAACACAGGGACCAUACAGCUCAUUGUAAUGAAAUAAAUGAAGAUAUUGACUGUGAAGUUUCAGUAUUCUGGAAGGAAGGUUUUGUGGCUCUUCAAGCUGCCAUUAAUGCUGCUAUUAUAGAAGUGACAACAAAUCAUUCAGCGAUGGAGGAAUUGAUGUCAGUUACUGGAAAAAAUAUGAAGAUACAUUCCUUCAUUGGUCAAGCAGGGAUUAUAACUGACCUUUUUAUUUUCAUCUGCAUUAUUUCCUUUUCCCCGUUCACCUACUAUGCAUCUAUUAAUAUUGCAAGAGAGAGGAAAAGGAUGAAGGGCUUCAUGACAAUGAUGGGUCUUCGAGAUUCAGCAUUCUGGCUUUCCUGGGGUUUGCUCUAUGCUGGUUUCAUCUCCAUUAUGGCCUUUUUCUUGGCACUUGUUAUAAAAUCAGUCCAGUUUGUCAUUCUGACUGGCUUCAUGGUGGUCUUCACCCUCUUUCUCCUGUAUGGAUUGUCUUUGAUAGCUUUGGCUUUCUUAAUGAGCGUCUUGGUAAAAAAAUCUUUCCUCACCAGCCUGGCCGUGUUCCUUCUCACUGUCUUUUUGGGGAGUCUGGGAUUCACAGCAUUGUACAGAUAUCUUCCUGAGUCCGUGGAGUGGAUUUUAAGUUUUCUUAGCCCCUUUGCCUUCAUGCUUGGAAUGGCCCAGCUUUUACACUUGGACUAUGAUUUGAAUUCUAAUGCAUUUCCUGAUCCAUCGGGCGGCUCAAAUCUAAUUAUAGCGACAAAUUUCAUGUUGGCAUUUGAUACCCUACUCUAUCUGGCACUGAUGAUUUACUUUGAAAAAGUUUUGUCAAAUGAAUACGGACAUCGAUAUCCACCCUUGUGUUUCCUGAAGUCCUCAUUUUGGUCACGACAGCAAAAGGCUGAAUGUGUGGCCCUAGAAGAUGCAAUAGAUUCUGGUCCUUCUUCAUCUAAUGACUCUUUUGAACCAGUGUCUCCAGAAUUCCAUGGGAAAGAAGCCAUCAGAAUCAGAAAUGUUACAAAAGAAUAUAAAGGAAAGCCUGAUAAAAUAGAAGCUUUAAAAGUGGGUUAUCUGUUCCGACCAAAGAUACAAAGAGUUUUGCUGGAGUUAGAAAUGAAAAACAUUCAGGAUGUUGUUGUUCAAAACUUAAGCGGUGGACAGAAAAGAAAACUGACUUUUGGGAUUGCCAUUUUAGGAGAUCCCCAGGUUUUCCUGUUGGAUGAACCAACUGCUGGGCUGGACCCCUUUUCAAGACACCGAGUAUGGAACCUCCUGAAAGAACGUAAAACAGACCGUGUGAUCCUCUUCAGCACUCAGUUCAUGGACGAGGCUGACAUCCUGGCUGAUAGGAAAGUGUUCCUCUCCAAAGGGAAGCUGAAGUGUGCAGGCUCUUCUCUGUUUCUAAAGAAGAAAUGGGGGAUUGGAUAUCACUUAAGUUUGCAGUUAAGUGAAAUACGUGUUCAGGAAAAGAUAACAUCACUUGUUAAACAGCACAUCCCCGACGCCAAAUUAUCAACAGAAAGUGAAGGAAAACUUGUUUAUACAUUACCCUUAGAAAGAACGAAUAAAUUUCCAGAACUUUACAAAGAUCUUGACAGCUGUCCUGGCCUGGGAAUUGAGAACUACGGUGUUUCCAUGACAACUUUAAAUGAAGUAUUCCUGAAACUAGAAGGAAAAUCAGCAAUUGAUGAAUCAGAUAUUGCCAUUUUGGGAGAAGUACAAGUGGAAAGAGCUGGGGACACAGAAAGACUUGUUGAGAUGGAACAAGUUCUUUCUUCACUUAACGAGAUGAAAAGUACAAUAGGUGGCAUGGCUCUGUGGAGACAGCAAAUCUGUGCAAUUGCGAGGGUUCGCUUAUUAAAGUUAAAGCAUGAAAGAAAAGCUCUUUUAUCACUGCUAUUGAUUAUGGUAAUUGGAUUGACCCCUCUUCUUUUGGAGUUUAUCAUGGUGAAAAUACAUCAAAACAGUUACACUUGGGAACUUUCUCCUCAUUUGUACUUCCUUGCUCCUGGGCAACAACCACGUGACCCUCUCACUCAGUUAUUGAUCAUCAAUAAAACAGGCACAAGCAUUGAUGACUUUAUACAUUCUGUGGAACACCAGAACAUAGCUUUGGAAGUGGAUGCAUUUGGAACUAAAAAUGGCAUAGAUGACCCAUCUUACAAUGGAGCCAUUAUCGUGUCUGGUAAUAAAAAGAAUUACAGUUUUUCUUUAGCAUGCAAUACCAAGAGACUGAAUUGUUUUCCAGUUCUUAUGGAUAUUGUUAGUAAUGGACUACUUGGAAUGGUUAAACCUUCAGCACAUAUCCAAACUGACAGAAGCACAUUUUGGGAGGACACACCAAUUAAUCCAUUUAAUUUCCUGGGAUAUACCAUGUUCUGGCUGAUGUUGGCAUCCAGUUGUGCACCUUAUAUUGCCAUGAGCAGCAUUGAUGAUUGUAAGAACAAAGCUCGGUCCCAGCUACGGAUUUCGGGGCUCUUCCCUUCUGCUUACUGGUUUGGGCAGGCACUGGUGGAUAUUCCCAUGUACUUCCUGAUUCUCCUUUUCAUGUAUUUAGUGGACUACCUUUUAAACCUCCAAGAUACUAUAUUUAUGUUUAUAAAUCAGAUUAUUCAAGUCCCCUGUGCUAUCGGUUAUGCCACAUCCCUUAUCUUCUUGACAUACGUGAUUUCAUUCAUUUUUCAUAAGGGGAGAAAAAAUAGUGGCAUUUGGUCAUUUUGCUUCUAUGUUAUCACCCUAUUCUCUCUGGCUGGAUUCAUACUGGAUGUCUACGAAAGUGGUGCACUGUAUUUCAUCCCCUUCUUGAUACCACCUGGAACAUUGAUUGGCUGUUUGUUCUUAUCUUUUAGCCUUUUCAUGUUUAGUAUCUUUAGUGAAGAGCCGAAGGGUGUGGAGCCAUUUCUGGUAUUCCUAAUUCCUUUUCUUCAAUUUAUCAUUCUACUUUUUAUUCUUCGAUGUCUGGAAUGGAAGUUUGGAAAGAAAUUGAUGAGAAAGGAUCCGUUCUUUAGAAUAUCUCCAAGAAGCAGUGAUGUGCGUCAAAAUCCAGAAGAACCAGGAGAAGAAGAUGAAGAUGUUCAGAUGGAAAGAAUCAGAACAGCAGAUGCCUUGAAUUCCACAGAUUUUGAUGAGAAGCCAGUCAUUAUUGCCAGCUGUCUACGCAAGGAAUAUGCAGGGAAGAGGAAACACUGUUUUUCCAAGAGGAAGAAUAAAAUAGCCACAAGAAAUGUCUCUUUCUGUGUUAGAAAAGGUGAGGUUUUAGGACUAUUGGGACACAAUGGAGCUGGUAAAAGUACAUCCAUUAAGGUGAUUACUGGAGAUACAAAACCAACUGCUGGACAGGUGCUACUAAAAGGGAGCAGCGGAGGGGACAGCCUGGGGUUCCUGGGGUACUGUCCUCAGGAGAAUGCGCUGUGGCCCAACCUGACAGUGAGGGAACACCUGGAGGUCUACGCCGCCGUGAAAGGGCUGAGGAAAGCAGACGCCAAGGUCGCCAUCACACGGUUAGUGGAUGCGCUCAAGCUGCAGGAGCAGCUGAAGGCUCCUGUGAAGACACUGGCAGAGGGACUAAAGAGAAAGCUGUGCUUCGUGCUGAGCAUCCUGGGGAGCCCGUCGGUGGUUCUUCUGGAUGAACCGUCGACCGGGAUGGACCCCGAGGGGCAGCAGCAGAUGUGGCAGGCAAUCCGGGCCACCUUUAGAAACACGGAGAGGGGUGCCCUCCUGACCACCCACUACAUGGCCGAGGCCGAGGCUGUGUGUGACCGAGUGGCCAUCAUGGUGUCUGGAAGGCUGAGAUGUAUUGGUUCCAUCCAACACCUGAAAAGCAAAUUUGGCAAAGAUUACCUUCUGGAGAUGAAAGUGAAGACUCCUGCCCAAGUGGAGCCCCUUCAUGCAGAGAUUCUGAGGCUUUUCCCCCAGGCUGCUCGGCAGGAAAGGUACUCUUCUCUGAUGGUUUAUAAGUUGCCAGUGGAAGAUGUGCAACCUUUAGCCCAAGCUUUCUUCAAAUUAGAGAAGGUUAAACAGAGCUUCGACCUGGAGGAGUACAGCCUCUCACAGUCCACUCUGGAGCAGGUUUUCCUGGAGCUCUCCAAGGAGCAGGAGCUAGAUGAUUUUGAUGAAGAACUUGAUCCCUUGGUGAAAUGGAAGCUCCUCCCACAGGAAGAGCCUUAAAACCCCAAAUACUCUGCGUUCCUGUUUAACUCUGUGGCUAUUUUUUUAAGACAUUUAUUUUUAUAGCAUCAAUAUCACAUUUUUAGAAACCGUAUGGUAAACACUGAGAUGGUUCUUUGUGUGGUGCAAGUGUGGGUAAAUGCAGCAACUGCUGUGGACAGUCCUGCCUUUCACAGCUUCUGUAUCCCUGCAGGCCACCCUGGCUCCAUGGUUCUGUAUAAUGCUGAAUAAAAAAGAAGACACUUUUAUAAGAUUAAGUUUCUGAGUAUGAUAAACAAAUUUUGUUUAAUUUUUUUUAAUCAAAGCUUUAAAACACUUUUUUCUAACCUAGACUGAGAAAUUCAUAUAUUUACUCUUACGAGAGGUUGAUACUUGGUAAAGUUAAUACUUUAGUCAGAAUUUAAAAGUAUCAUAUAUUUGAAAUAGAUUUUAGUGUAUUUCUUAUGGCUAAAAAUACUAAAACAUCAUUGAUCAUAAUAUCCUAUAUCAAUAUAUAAUAUUUAUCCACUGGUAACACUAUAAUAUAGACACAAUCUGGAAAACCAAAAACUUGCUAUUAGGAGUUUAUUGCACAUUUUUUUUUUAUUUCUGUAAACCAACUGUGUCCCAUUUUCAUAGUAUUUUUAAAUCUAGGCUCUAGAGAUGCCUAUAUUGUAAUUGAUCUUUUGUGGAUAUUUGUCAUUUAGUUUCAGGAAGUGGGUAAAUGUAGCAGAUUAAAUGACAGAACAGAUGAAAAAUGCAAAAUAAAUUUCAAAAUGUAGUUUUGAAAUCCA
Galeopterus variegatus (Sunda flying lemur) is the source of this 5381-nucleotide messenger RNA. RefSeq names its product ATP-binding cassette, sub-family A (ABC1), member 8 (gene ABCA8). The record is from RefSeq and is a predicted model, not a curated record. Bases 1 to 4608 code for a protein of 1535 amino acids. Lineage: Eukaryota; Metazoa; Chordata; Mammalia; Dermoptera; Cynocephalidae. The transcript has 37 exons. Gene Ontology annotation, biological process: transmembrane transport; lipid transport. Gene Ontology annotation, molecular function: ATP hydrolysis activity; lipid carrier activity; ATP binding. Gene Ontology annotation, cellular component: mitochondrial inner membrane; intracellular membrane-bounded organelle.